Molecule: messenger RNA, 4017 nt
Organism: Heterocephalus glaber (naked mole-rat)
Lineage: Eukaryota; Metazoa; Chordata; Mammalia; Rodentia; Bathyergidae
Gene: Ccdc85a
Product: coiled-coil domain containing 85A
Biological process (GO): negative regulation of DNA-templated transcription
Cellular component (GO): nucleus
Source: RefSeq, a predicted model, not a curated record
UUUACCACUCCUUGGCUCAGGUCGGCAAAUCGGAGGCUUCCAGAAGCAACCUAAAAGUGGUGGCAGGCGCAGCGCAGGCGGCUGGAGGAGUGCAUCCCACAGCCGCGCUGAACCCUUUGGGCAGCUGCAGCGGCGCCUUAGAGCAGCCUGGGAGGCGCCGAGGAGCUCGCGCGCCCAGCGCGGUUGGAGAGGGGAGGAGCCGGCGGCUGCAGCUAGGCAAGGGGAGGAAAGUGCGUGUGGCUGUGAGAGUGUGUGGGCGCACAGUCUCGGAUUAGGGGGGAGGAGAAGGCAGGGGAUUUGAGGGCUCAGUUCCCCAGGCCUCCCCCUGCCGGACCCCCAAGGUUUUGCCGCGUUGGCUCCGGCUCCCUGGCAUCCAGCACCAUGGACUUGGGCGGAGUUGGAACCGGUCGAGGCAGCGAUCCGCGCUUGUCUGCCUGGCCCUGGGGAUUCGCGGGUGCACGCGCGGGGAUGGCGAGGUAGGAUGGCUGCCCUGCGCGACCCCCGCCGCCCCAACGCAGCGGUCCCCGGGCGGUGCCGGUGACUCCAGAGCGCACAGGCUGUGGGCGGAGGCGGCCCCGCUGCGCCCGCGCCGUGGCGAGCCGCUUUGCCUCUUCCACCCACUCGCACCUGCCACCGCGCGGAUACCAUGUCUAAAGCGGCUGGAGGCGCGGCGGCGGCUGAAAGUUGUCCCUCAACGCCGGUGGGCUCAUCUGCGGCCGCCGCCGUGGAGGAUCUGUCCAAAGUGUCGGACGAGGAGCUGCUGCAGUGGAGCAAAGAGGAGCUGAUCCGCAGCCUGCGGCGCGCCGAGGCCGAGAAGGUGAGCGCGAUGCUGGACCAUAGCAACCUCAUCCGCGAGGUGAACCGCCGCCUGCAGCUGCACCUCGGCGAGAUUCGCGGGCUCAAGGAUAUCAACCAGAAACUCCAGGAGGACAACCAGGAACUGAGGGAUCUCUGCUGUUUCCUGGAUGAUGACCGGCAGAAAGGAAAAAGGGUGUCCCGGGAGUGGCAGAGACUGGGCCGCUACACAGCUGGGGUGAUGCACAAGGAAGUGGCCUUAUACCUGCAGAAGCUGAAGGAGCUGGAAGUGAAGCAGGAGGAAGUGGUGAAGGAGAACAUGGAGCUCAAGGAGAUCUGUGUGCUGCUGGAUGAGGAGAAAGGAGCAGGCUGUGCAGGCAGCCGCUGCUCCAUCGACAGCCAGGCCAGCCUGUGCCAGCUCACAGCCACCACUGCACCCUACGUGCGGGAUGUGGGAGAUGGCAGCAGCACCUCCAGCACUGGCAGCACCGACAGCCCCGACCACCACAAGCACCAUGCAAGUGGAGGCAGCCCGGAGCAUCUGCAGAAGCCCCGAAGCGAGGGCAGCCCGGAGCACUCCAAGCACAGGAGUGCCAGCCCAGAACACUUGCAGAAACCCAGAGUCUCUGGGACCCCAGAUCACCCAAAAGCUCUCAAAGGACCCAGCCCUGAGCACCACAAACCCUUGUGCAAGGGCAGUCCAGAACAGCAAAGGCAUCCACAUCCAGGGAGCAGCCCAGAAACACUGCCCAAGCACAUGCUGAGUGGGAGCCCUGAACAUUUCCAGAAGCACAGGCCAGGAAGCAGCCCAGAACAUGCCAGGCAUAGUGGAGGGAGCCCGGAGCAUCUUCAGAAACAUGCUCUUGGGGGGAGCCUGGAACACCUACCCAGAGCCAGGGGCACCAGCCCUGAGCAUCUCAAACAGCAUUAUGGGGGGAACCCUGAUCACAAACACGUAGGAGGCGGAGGCAGUGGCGGAGGCAGCAGGGAGGGCACCCUCAGACGGCAGGCACAGGAGGAUGCAUCGCCCCAUCACCGCAAUGUCUACAGUGGCAUGAAUGAAUCAACCUUGUCCUAUGUUAGGCAGCUGGAGGCAAGAGUAAGACAGCUGGAAGAAGAAAAUCGCAUGCUGCCCCAGGCCACCCAGAAUAGAAGGCAACCUCCAACUAGAAACAGCUCAAAUGUGGAGAAAGGCUGGGGGCCCAGAGCCCGGCGGGUCUGGCAGUGGUGGCAAGGGUGCCGAGGAAUAGGACGAUGCCUGCCCACUCUCCCGGGUUCUUUUAGGUUGUCAUCAGGGGCUGAUGGGAGUAACAGUUCACCCAACUCUCCAGCUAGCUUCAGUGGACAUACCACACCUUCUCAGCAGCCUGAACCUGUGGUACAUUCUCUUAAGGUUGUGUGGAGGAAACUUGGAGAUGCUGCCGGUUCAUGUCCUGGAAUUAGGCAACAUCUAUCAGGAAACCAGUACAAAGGACCAAUGUGAGAAGCAUUCUUUUUCCAACAUGAGAUCCCUACUGCCAGAGAGACAAAAAAGAACAAAAGAAGAAAAACAGAAGAGUGGGUUUCCACAAACCUGGACUCAUGGAAUAACAUGGAUUGUACAUUGCACACAUCUCCCCUAUAAAACCUUCAGUACAUUAACCUGGUACUCUUGUGUCUUACUUUAGUGUCCAAAACAGUUAAUCUCAAGGUAGCUCUUAAUAAUCACCAUUUGGUAUCAAUAUUUUCAUUAGAAUUAAAGUGUUUUUAACUUCCCAGAUCUAAGAUUAUAAUUGGGAAACCUGCAUGGUUGGAAGCGUCCAUUAGAGAUUCAGUGGUUUUGAUAGAGUUGACUUGUUCCGUAUAGUGGUGGAAACUUUUUACCAUGUAGUAUUGAAGAUUUGAAGAGGUGAUUUCCAGCUUCCCAGGGUUGAAAGUUGGGCACUUACCUCUUGCACUUCAUUUAAGAAUAUAUAUUAGUUCCCAACUCAUAAUUGAUUUGGAUAUAAGAGAUAAGGUUUCUGGGGGUUUUGUUUUGACUUUUGAGGUGCUAAAAAUACCUUAUAAAUUCUAUUACCAGCUAGAAGGUUAGCAAGACUUUGUAGAGUGCUUAUCAGAGAGUAUCAUUUAUUUCAAAUGAUCAAAAUAAGUAUAUCUUUUCUUUAAUAUUGAUGAGUUGCCCAUAGGAGCACAUUUGGGGACAUAUCAAACUCCAUAUUCAUUCAGAAUAUUAAUUUCAACUAAAAAACAAGCAAAUAUAAUUUUUCUAAAUGUUUAGAGCUGUGAGAUGUUAAUUUCUACAGUUUAGUUUCUAGACAUGAUGUAUAUUUAAUAAACUUUAUGUAAACUUUAAAAUAUUGCACUGCAGUUAUGAAAAAAGCUUUCUUUGCCUACUACAGCUAUUUAACAUUUUAUGAAACUAACGCAUGUCCUUCAGUACUGAGGUUAAAAGCUCUUCUUCAGAUUGCUUGAAGUUUGAAAAAGAGGUGUGCUAGCUUUGCUUAGUUUUUUCCUUAUUUUUGGUAUAUACAUAUAAUAUUAGAAUGUGUGUAUUGGAAAUGCUAUGGUAGGUAUUUUGUAUUUAUCUAAUGCAAUGAUAGUUUCUUGUAUGAAUGUGCAAGAAGCCUGUGACAGAAUGCUAUCUUUUUACCGUAGUUUAAGAUUUUAAAAGUAGGGAUGUACUCCCAGUUUUCUAAUAUCUUGUAAAUCACUGAGAUUUGAUUCACAGCAAAUAUUCCUUAUUGUUGUUCUUUUUAAAAUGGGCUCAUUACACAGCAUAUUAAUUGUCAUUGGUGGGAGAAUAUGAAAGAAUUUUGUUUUACUUUUUAAAAAAUGUAACUGUGGUGAAAAACCAGCCCUGCAUUAUCAGAAAGUAUUUAUGAAUUAUUACUGUAGGAUCAUCUCUAAUUAUCAUGAUUGGGUUACAGUUUAAGCCUCUGUUUCUUUUCAAAUGUUAUAUUUUUAAAUAUCAUUACUCUGUAAAAGAAAAUUGCUCACUCUAUUUACACCUUUGCUCAUAGGAGAGCUUUCAUUCUUAAAUUGUAUUCCUACACUCUGAAGAUGUUUAGAACAAGUUUUUGUGCCUGCAGCAGAGCCUGCAGAAGCUAAUCCAAGGAACACUGGUCUUUCACAAAAUACUUGUGUAAAUUUUGAUACUGUAUUAAAACUAUUUUUUUAAAGUUCCACAUAAAAUUGAGUAUUAAGUAUAUGUGUUCAUCUUAGCAAUGGUAAUAAAUUAUUUAA